Perkinsus marinus ATCC 50983 is the source of this 1170-nucleotide messenger RNA. Its product is annotated as oxalate:formate antiporter, putative. Gene Ontology annotation, molecular function: transmembrane transporter activity. The record is from RefSeq and is a predicted model, not a curated record. Bases 1 to 1170 code for a protein of 389 amino acids. Lineage: Eukaryota; Perkinsozoa; Perkinsida; Perkinsidae. Gene Ontology annotation, biological process: transmembrane transport. The transcript is spliced from 11 exons.
AUGCUCACCAGUCAAGAAGGAUAUGACAACGGUGCGGACUCUGGUGCAGGAGGAAGGCCGUUUACGAAUCCAUGGGCUCAGGCUGUGGCCGAUGGUCUUCACCGUAGAGGAGAUCGGAAUGCGUCUAUGAAUAAGAAUACCGAGUAUAUGGAGUCCGGUGAGAAGACACGAGAUCAGAAUGCGGCCAGUCCGAACUUCCACGCAAUCGGAGAUGAUUUUGAGAUAUUUGAGCAGAGUCAACGCGACUGGAAACUAGGGGGUAUGGUCCAGAUGGGGUUCUUCAUUGUGGGUGGUAUUUCAUCGAUUAUAGCGGGGCCGCUAGCAGAUCAAUAUUUCUUGGUAGCAUACAGCGUUGUGGGAGGCGCUGGUAUAGGGUUGGGAUACACAGCGCCAAUGGAUGUGUUAUUCAAAAUGGCUCCCAAUGAAAAACGAGGGCUCUACUCGGGGAUAACGGCCGCAAGUUUCGGCUUGGGUAGCUUCGUGUUCACACAGCUACAGUCGCGUGUGGUGAAUCCGUAUGCGGUCGACUUCACCAUGGAAGACCCUAAUUAUGCAGUAUUGAUUCGUGUGCCGUUUAUGCUGCGAGUAGUGGGCGGAGUCUUGAUGAUUGUGUUGUCGAUAGCGGCUGCGAUCAUUCCUGAUGAGGUCACAGUUAGUCCGACUGCUCAGAAGGUUCAGUUUGACGAAGAUCAGCCGAUAGAAAAUGGGAUCGCUUGGAGGGAAAUGAUACGAACACCUCACUUCUGGCUGUUAGUCAUAGCGUUUUCUGCCAACACUCAAGCAAUAACUUUCGUGGCGUCCACUUUCAAGAUGAUGGGAACGAGCCUGUGUGGUAUGACUGACGCCCAGCUGGUGAAGACCUGGUCAGUAGCAGCAGUGGUGAAUGCUGUUGGGAGAGUCACAACGGGCACUUUCGUUGUCAUGCCGUUAGCCACAGCUAGUUUGUUCGGUCGUGCUAACUUCCAGAAGAACUACGGAGUCGUGUUCAUGAGUUUCGGACUCUCUGCAUUAGUCGCAGCAUGGGCGCUCUCUUUAGAUCACAGUACCUUAUUUGACUUCGACGCUAUCGCCUGCUCUACAGUUGGCCGUCAUCGCGCUGAUCCCGGCUGUUACAGCGGUCAUAGCAUGGCUACUAUCCAAGCUGCCGGCUCCCUCGAAGAGAACAGAUGA